CUCCGCAGGAAUUAUACUAAUACUUGGAUGCGUCCAUGCUUUGGCCAGUUAAACUUUCUGGAAUAACGUCUCUGAUAUUACGAGCAUUUCUCCCAGACUCGAUUCCUUUUUCAAUCCUUUCUCCUGUGAUUCUCCAAAUAUAAGUUGAUAUCAAGUCCUCGGCACGUCUCGCCCGAUAUGAAUGACGUGCCAUUUCCCCUGAGUCCCGGGCGACUUGGUUUGUUGGUCCUUGUGUUGUCGUGGUGGGCCUACUUGUUUAUUGAAAAGCGUCGCCAAAAUGAAGCCAACAAGCUCUUCGGUCAAAGGCAUGGCUGCCAGCCCAUCCAGAAAACACUACCGUACAAAUGGCCGUUAGCUAUCGACGUUUUCAAGAACCAAUAUAAAGCCCUGAUGAAUGGGAACCUGCUGGACUACCAAGCGGAGUACUUCCAAAAGCACAAAAUUGGCUCAACUUUUCAAGUCAAAUUGUUAGGUCAGGUCGGCUACUUCACUAUGGACCCUAGGAACCUGGAGGCCAUGCUCCAGACAAACUUUGAUGAAUGGGAACUUGGCAGCAGCCGGAACGCGCUCUCUCCUAUGAUUGGCCAUGGUAUAUUCACCCAGGAUGGCCUAGAGUGGAAGCGUUCACGAGAAACUCUCCGUCGACAGUUCGUACGAAUGCAGUAUCAAGAUACAUCGGUCUUCGAAGGUCCUGUCGACGACUUCUUGAGUAGUCUGCAUUCUUCUACAGGAGUUGUCGAUCUUCAGCCCGCUUUCUUCCGCUUCACACUAGCCACAACUAUCUCCCUCAUUUUUGGAGAGCCUUCUAGCAGCCUCAGUCAAAGUGAUCACGAUACAUUCGCCAGUACGUUUGACUAUACAUCAUUGAUCUCAGCCAUGCGCAUGAGACUGGCCGACUGGUGUUGGAUCUAUACUACCCCUGCAUAUCUUCGAGCCUGUACCUUGGUCAAUAAUUAUGCUAGUCAUUACGUCAAUUAUGCCCUGGCUGACAUGAAGGAAAAUGGAGAAGAGGCUGCUGCCCUGCGCCACCCAUUUAUCCUUGAUCUUUUCAAAGAACUCCAGGACCCCAAACUUGUUCGCGAUCAACUCAUGAACGUAUUGCUAGCGGGCAGAGAUACUACCGCUUGUUUAAUGUCUUGGGCAUGUUAUCAAUUAGUCCGUCACCCAGCCGCACUGGAGCGCCUUCGUGAAGAGGUGAUAUCAUUCACCAAAGAUGAGACCAAAUUGACGAGAUCCCACAUCGCCAAAAUGAGCUACCUUAAAUAUGUCCUCAAUGAGACAAAUCGAUUAUACACCCAAAUUCCGGUAAACGUCCGAAUUGCUCGAAACACCACUUAUUUGCCAAAAGGUGGUGGCGCGGAUGGCGAAUCCCCCGUCCUCAUUCCAAAAGGAACCGGCGUUGGGUUCUCAGCUUAUCACAUGCAUCGGAAUAAGGAAAUAUACGGUGAAGAUGUAAAUGAAUUCCGCCCAGAAAGGUGGGAAGGACCAGAGCUGAAGAACAUUGGGUUUGCUUUCAUGCCUUUCCACGGCGGACCAAGGUUAUGCCUCGGAAAAGACUUUGCACUCACAGAGGCAUCAUAUGGAUUGGUCCGCCUCAUCCAGACGUUCCCGAACCUUCGAAAAGCGCCAGAUGCCCCGACAUUGACACCCGGAAAAGAGAAGCAGAAUCUUACUAUUGUUGUUUCAAGCGCUGAGGGAUGUAAGGUUCUUUUGAAUUGAUCAGAAUUCGAUUAUCAUAUAGCUAUAAAGAAAUGAGGUUUCCUAUGGUAUACUCCAGGAUACUCGGGCGGACGAUAAACCGUCUUUAGUAAU
Molecule: messenger RNA, 1812 nt
Organism: Penicillium brasilianum
Lineage: Eukaryota; Fungi; Ascomycota; Eurotiomycetes; Eurotiales; Aspergillaceae
Source: the annotation of a GenBank genome assembly